Molecule: messenger RNA, 438 nt
Organism: Aureococcus anophagefferens
Lineage: Eukaryota; Pelagophyceae; Pelagomonadales; Pelagomonadaceae
Exons: 1
Coding region: 1-438 (145 amino acids)
Biological process (GO): Mo-molybdopterin cofactor biosynthetic process
Source: RefSeq, a predicted model, not a curated record
AUGGUCGACGUCGGCGGCAAGGCCGUCACGGCGCGGCGCGCCGUGGCGUCCUGCCGCGUCGUCCUGCCCGCGGGGGCCUGGGACGAGCUGUCGUCGUCGGGCUUCGCGUCGAAGAAGGGCCCGGUCCUGACGACGGCGGUCAUCGCCGGCGUCCAGGGCGCGAAGCGGACGCACGAGCUCGUGCCGUUCUGCCACAGCGUCGCGCUCGACGGCUGCGACGUCGCCUUCGAGGCCGACGACGCCGCGAGGGCCCUGGACAUCACGUGCAGCGUCGCGACGUCGCACCGGACGGGCGUCGAGAUGGAGGCGCUCACCGGGUGCUCGGUGGCCGCGCUCGCGGUCUACGACAUGUGCAAGGCGCUGAGCCACGACAUCGAGAUCACGAACCUGCGGCUCCUGGAGAAGUCCGGCGGCAAGGCCGACUUUAAGCGCGGCUAG